This is a messenger RNA of Mycetomoellerius zeteki, 1164 nucleotides long. RefSeq lists its product as uncharacterized. The coding region runs from base 1 to 1164 and encodes 387 amino acids. The transcript has 2 exons. Lineage: Eukaryota; Metazoa; Arthropoda; Insecta; Hymenoptera; Formicidae. The record is from RefSeq and is a predicted model, not a curated record.
AUGACUGAUAUUUUAAACAUUGCCAGCGAGCCGAUCUUUGACGACCGCAUCGUCAAGAUCGAGACUCACACAUACAAUUCGUACGUCAACACAACGUUUGCACACAGCGAUGAGAUACGGAUACCCAUACAGCAGCAGGAUUUAUACACGUUGCCGUGCGACAGUUUUCUCUACGUAGAAAGAAGAUUGACGCUGAAGAAGAAAGAUGAUUCGCCAACAACGCUUGGAAAUAAUUGCGUGGCGUUCAUGUUUGAUGAAAUUCGAUACGAACUGAACGGCGUGGAGAUUGACCUCAACAGAAACAUCAGAGUUACCAGUACCAUCAAGAACUAUGUGUCGCUGACAUCCGACAUGGAGGAAGGAUACUUUAAUUUUUGCGUACCGCUCAACAUGUUGUUGGGCUUUCGCGAAGAUUACAAACGCGUGGUCGUUAACGCUCGUCACGAAUUGAUUUCGAUACGAGCGCGCAACGAUUACAAUUGUUUGGCGGGAAAUUCUGCGACGGAGCCUGAAGUUGAAUUAUUCAAAGUGCAGUGGCGAAUGCUUCACGUUACGUUAAACGAGGUGAAUAAAUUGUCGAUGCUGCGAGCAUUGGGAAGCGCUCGUUAUCUGAGCAUGAAUGUUUUCGCUCGUACUCGGGAUCUGUACGAGUAUUCUCGUAUGUUACAGAGUACUACCAAACAUUCAUGGGCUGUCAAAACGGCGACUCAGCUUGAGAAGCCGCGAUACGUUAUCUUUGCUCUGCAGACCGGUCGAAAGAAUAUCAUGUCUCGAGAUGCUAGCCUGUUCGAUGAUUGUAAUUUGAGCAACGUGAAACUUUAUCUAAAUUCAGAGUUUUAUCCGUAUGAUGAUUUGAAUCUGGAUUUUGGCAAAAAGAGAUACGCCGUUUUGUUUGAUAUGUACACGCGUUUUCGUAAAGCCUAUUAUGGAAUUGACUGUUUCAAAACGCUUCCCAACAUGCUCUCGUUUAUCGAGAAAGGGCCUUUCGCGGUUAUUGAUUGUUCGCGACAAAACGAAUUCGUUAAGAGCGCAACCGUAGAUGUACGCAUAGAAUUUGACUGCAAGGAGAAUGUGCCUGCCAACACUACCGCAUACUGUCUCAUCAUACACGAUCGUGUAAUCGAAUACAGUCCGUUGUCUAACGUAGUGCGCAAGAUCGUGUAA